Messenger RNA from Sphaerodactylus townsendi, 779 nucleotides. Its product is annotated as centrosomal protein of 290 kDa-like. The transcript has 7 exons. The record is from RefSeq and is a predicted model, not a curated record. The coding region runs from base 6 to 779 and encodes 257 amino acids. Lineage: Eukaryota; Metazoa; Chordata; Lepidosauria; Squamata; Sphaerodactylidae.
GUGCCAUGUGGAAAAGGGAGGGGGUGACUCUGCCCUCCAUUCACAGGUGCACCCAAUUUAAUCAGGAAAAUGAACAGUUGCGCAAGAACCUGAGGCACAUAUACCUAAAAAACAAGCAGUUGGAAUAUGAGUUGGCACAGAUGCAAGAGCAGCUGCAUGCACAAAAUCAGUUCACGCCUAUUUGCGUUACAAAGAGAAAUGUUCAAAUUCAAACAGAAAUCCAUUCAUUGGACACAGUUCAUGCCAGGCAUCGUGAAGUAGCAAAGGAAAAUUCAAGAUUGCGUCAGUUGUACAAUAAUCUCCUGAGGAAGCAUAAUAAAGAAAUAAAAGCAAAUCAAGAACACAGUGAAACAAUUGCAGUACUUUCUGUUAAAGUGAAUGAGGUGCAACAUCAACUUCAGUUGGCAAGGCAAAAGAUUAGGGUGUUAGAAAGCAAAAAGGUUUCACAAAAGGGCAAAACUGUUCCAGGCGAUUCUUCAGCUCGGAGAAGAAUGUCAUCUCACAAAUGUAUUUGCAAAAAGAAGGGGGGUUGUUCCUGCAGAUAUUUAGACCAGUUGCUUUUGGAGAUCCAGCAUUUGAAGAAGGAAAAUGAAAAGCUGUCUGGAGAGAGAAGAAUGCUGAGAAAUGAACUUGCUGCAUUAGACAAGGAUUUUUUCGAUGAAAUAAAAGAUUUAAAAUAUAAUCUUCGAGAAUCCUUAAAACUGAACAAUCACUAUGAGAAGUGCUUGAAACUAUGUUCAACAUAUGGAAUAAAUUUUGCACCAGUUUUUUCCAAGUAG